AGCUGUUAUCGCAUAGUUUUGUCAAGUGCAAGACGAUCGGAGUGCAUUUUUCUAGUGCAGCCAGUGACGUUGCCUGUUCUGCCAGCCCCUGUGAUGCUCAGAGGUCCCGGAUCUAUUCUUCGUUGUAGUGAAACAUUUCAUAGAAUGCUGUCGUCAUCUUCGAGCAAGCUGCAAAAGAUUGCAGUCUGCCAAGUUACCUCUGGGAAAGCGAAAGAAGAGAACUACGAAAAUUGUGCCCGACUGAUAUCUCAGGCGAAGUCGAACAAUGCGAAGAUGGUUUUCCUGCCCGAAUGCGCGGAUUUUGGGAGAAAAAAAGAGCAGGCAUUCGAAUUGGCCGAACCUCUUGAUGGUCCUCUCUUGACGAAGUACAAAGCUCUGGCUGCGGAUUUGAAAGUAUGGCUCUCCCUGGGAUCGCUCCACAUCCGGGACUCCAAUCCGGAUACGAGGAAAAUCCACAACACUCACGUAGUGAUAGACGAUCAAGGCCGCAUAGCCGAAACCUACGACAAAGUCCACCUAUUCGACGUCGACAUUCCGACGUUCCGUAUCAAAGAAUCCGAUUUCGCUUUCACGGGCGACAGCCUGAGGCCACCGGUCCAAACUCCCGUGGGGAAAGUAGGGAUGGCGAUCUGUUACGAUAUGCGAUUCCCGGAGCUUGCUUUGAGUCUGGCGAAAUCAGGUGCCGAAAUCCUCACGUAUCCGUCAGCCUUCACCGUAGCAACAGGUUACGCACACUGGGAAGCUCUAUUACGAGCUCGUGCCAUCGAAACUCAGUGCUACGUUGUUGCAGCGGCCCAAGUCGGACAGCACAAUGCGAAGAGGUCUUCAUACGGGCACUCUGUGAUAAUCGACCCGUGGGGCGCGGUCGUAGCGCAAGCGUCGGAUGUGACGAAUGAAGUCAUCUACGCAGAUAUAAACCUUGAAUAUCUGACGAAGGUCAGGCAGGGUAUGCCCGUAUGGAAUCAUCGCCGCCCUGAAAUCUACGGAGACGUGCCUGCGAUAGCCGGGAGCGCGAGUGACCAGAGCACAUCCUUACCAAAACUGAUUCUCAUUUCUCGCUUCCCAGGCAUAGAUGAUCAGGAGACGUACUCGUUCGGUCCCCAUACGCUGUUAAAAAGUCAACUCUUCUACAAAACACCCCUGACGAUGGCUUUCACCAACAAGAGACCAGUUCUCAAUGGACACGUUCUGGUCACCCCAAUUCGUGUUGCGUCUCGCUUGAGAGAUCUCACACCCUCCGAGAGAGCAGAUCUGAUUUCGGUUGUAAAAAAGGUGCAGUCCGUUAUCGAGAUCGAAUUCAAGACCGACUCAUCGACUGUGAAUAUUCAGGAUGGACUUCUCGCGGGACGAAGUGUCGACCACCUGCACGUACACAUCUUACCGAGGCAUGUUGGAGACUUUGAAAGAGACAACGACGUGUAUAGUGAGUUGGAAGAGCCAUCCCCGAAGAUCCGGUGGCGCAGCGAGGAAGAGAUGGCCGAAGAAGCGAUUCGACUACGGAAAUACUUCUGAGCAAUCAUUUGUUCUCAAUAAAAGGCACCGACGCCGUCCUCACAAUGACU
This is a messenger RNA of Galendromus occidentalis (western predatory mite), 1562 nucleotides long. RefSeq names its product ntrilase and fragile histidine triad fusion protein NitFhit (gene NitFhit). Gene Ontology annotation, biological process: nucleobase-containing compound metabolic process. The record is from RefSeq and is a predicted model, not a curated record. Gene Ontology annotation, molecular function: bis(5'-adenosyl)-triphosphatase activity; hydrolase activity, acting on carbon-nitrogen (but not peptide) bonds, in linear amides. Lineage: Eukaryota; Metazoa; Arthropoda; Arachnida; Mesostigmata; Phytoseiidae.